GUUACAGGUACAUGUGACAGCACUGCAGCGAUGAGUGGAAUUUUAAAGAGGAAGUUUGAAGAAGUUGAUGGCUCCUCGCCCUGCUCCUCUGUGCGGGAAUCAGAUGAUGAAGUUUCCAGCAGUGAAAGCGCUGACAGUGGGGACAGUGUCAAUCCGUCCACUUCUAAUCAUUUUCCCCCUUCCUCCAUCCUCAAAAGAGAGAAGCGGCUGAGGACCAAGAAUGUACAUUUCAGUUGCGUCACUGUGUACUACUUCACCAGGAGGCAGGGUUUCACGAGUGUGCCCAGCCAAGGCGGCAGCACCCUGGGCAUGUCCAACCGCCACAACAGCGUGCGCCAGUACACCCUGGGCGAAUUUGCCAGAGAGCAGGAGAGGCUCCACCGGGAGAUGCUGAGAGAACACCUCAGGGAGGAAAAACUGAAUUCUCUAAAACUAAAGAUGACAAAGAAUGGCACCGUGGAAUCUGAAGAAGCGAGCACUCUUACAGUGGAUGACAUUUCUGAUGAUGAUAUUGAUUUAGACAAUACCGAGGUGGAUGAGUACUUCUUUCUUCAACCCCUGCCGACAAAAAAACGAAGAGCACUGCUGCGGGCCUCUGGAGUUAAAAAGAUUGAUGUGGAGGAAAAGCAUGAGUUGAGGGCCAUCCGCCUGUCUCGAGAGGACUGUGGUUGUGACUGCCGGGUGUUCUGUGAUCCAGAAACGUGUACCUGCAGCCUGGCAGGCAUUAAGUGUCAGGUGGAUCGAAUGUCUUUCCCCUGUGGCUGCACUAAAGAAGGAUGCAGUAACACAGCAGGUAGAAUUGAAUUUAAUCCUAUCCGUGUCCGGACUCACUUUUUGCACACAAUAAUGAAACUUGAACUGGAGAAAAACCGAGAGCAGCAAAUCCCCGCGCUGAACGGCUGCCACGGGGAGAUAAGUGCGCACGGUAGUUCCAUGGGCCCGGUGGCUCACUCCGUCGAAUAUGCUCUCGCAGACAAUUUCGAGAUUGAAACGGAACCGCAGGCUGCCGUGCUGCACCUGCAGUCGGCCGAGGAGUUAGACUGCCAGGGGGAGGAAGAGGAGGAGGAGGAGGAGGAGGAUGGCAGCAGUUUCUGCAGCGGAGUCACGGACUCCAGCACACAGAGCCUGGCCCCCAGUGAGUCCGAGGAAGAGGAGGAGGAAGAGGAGGAGGAGGAGGAAGAGGACGACGACGAGAAAGGGGACAGUUUCGUGGAAGGUCUGGGUCCCCACGCCGAGGUGGUCCCUCUUCCUUCCGUCCUUUGUUACUCCGAUGGCACCGCCAUCCACGAGAGCCACUCAAAGAACGCUCCUUUUUAUGCCAACUCUUCGACCCUCUAUUACCAAAUAGAUAGCCACAUUCCAGGAACUCCCAACCAGAUCUCUGAGAACUAUCCGGAAAGAGAGACUGUCAAGAGCGGUACCCUCUCGCUGGUGCCUUACACCAUGACCCCGGAGCAGUUCGUGGACUACGCCCGGCAAGCCGAAGAGGCAUACGGCGCCUCCCACUAUCCAGCCGCCAACCCCUCCGUCAUCGUUUGCUGCUCCUCUUCGGAAAGUGACGGCGGCGUGCCCUGCAACAGCUUAUAUCCCGAACACAGGUCCAGUCAUCCUCAAGUGGAAUUUCACUCAUACUUGAAAGGCCCCUCCCAGGAAGGGUUUGUCUCUGCGAUGAAUGGUGACAGUCACAUUUCAGAGCAUCCUGCUGAAGAUCCUUUGAGCCUUGCAGAAAAGAGUAGAUUGCACGAAGAGUGCAUCAAAUCGCCCGUGGUCGAGACUGUCCCUGUUUAG
Budorcas taxicolor (takin) is the source of this 1788-nucleotide messenger RNA. RefSeq names its product cysteine and serine rich nuclear protein 3 (gene CSRNP3). Lineage: Eukaryota; Metazoa; Chordata; Mammalia; Artiodactyla; Bovidae. Gene Ontology annotation, cellular component: nucleus. Gene Ontology annotation, biological process: regulation of transcription by RNA polymerase II. The transcript has 4 exons. The coding region runs from base 31 to 1788 and encodes 585 amino acids. The record is from RefSeq and is a predicted model, not a curated record. Gene Ontology annotation, molecular function: sequence-specific DNA binding; DNA-binding transcription factor activity, RNA polymerase II-specific.